ACGAACUGUAUAUAUGUAUAUUUUUAUAUAAACCCCUUUUUUUAGCCGUCACAUCUGUUGAUAAAACGACGGCGUUUGUUACCCAAGGAUAGUACCUUCCACAAGACUCUUAUUUUUUAUUAUUACUUCACUGUGUUAUCAGAAAAUCUGAAAAUUAAAAGCUUCAAAAAAAAAAAAAAAAAAGAAGGGGGGGGGGGGGGAUAGCAAUUAGAGAUGAGAGAAGCUUUGUUUGGGAUUUUUUCAUUGUUAUUUAUUGCUUAUUUCAGUGAAUUAGCUUCAUCUACCAUUGUUUUUAAGCCCUUAUCAAUUUCCUUGCCGGACCUUCCCGCCAAAUUCGCUAUUGGGAAUAACACGGGCGUUUGCGGUGCUCUUGAAGUGGCGGAUCCAUUGGAUGCUUGUAGUCCGCUCCGAAACGGAUUCGGAUCUAAUCAAAGUGAUUCUAUAAGACUUGCUUUGAUAAUUAGAGGGGAUUGUUCUUUCGAGGAGAAAAUCCGAAACGCUCAAAAUAAGGGUUUUUCUGCUGCAAUUGUUUACGAUGAUAAAUAUAGUAACAAUUUAGUAUACAUGAUGGUGAAACCUAAAGGAAUCAAAGUGCUAGCUGUUUUUGUUUCUAAAUCUGCUGGUGAAUUUUUAAAAGAUCAGGCUAAAGGUGAAAAUGGGGAAUGCUGUAUUUACCCACCAUUGAAUGGGAAAGCAUGGACUGUUUUUUCUAUUUGUUUCCUAUCACUUGUUGUUAUAGCAGCUUUCUUGGUGAUUGCCUUUGUUGCUCCUAGAAGCUUGUUGAAUUGGCAACGAAGGAGUUUAGUGAGAAGUGUGGAUAGUAAAAUGGUUGAAGCUCUUCCCCGUUUUGUGUUUGGCUCGGCUCGUUCGGGUAUUGCCGGUGAAACUUGUGCGAUUUGCCUCGAGGAUUAUAAUGACGGGGAGCUUCUUAAAGUGCUUCCUUGUCAACAUGAUUUUCAUUCAAGCUGUGUGGAGUCAUGGCUGACUAAGUGGGGAACGUUUUGCCCUGUAUGCAAACUCGAUAUGACAACCAAAUUUGCAUUUUCCGAGAUCAAGCGGGGCAGCCGAGUGUAGAUUCAAUAAUCGAACAUGAUCUUUUGGCUUGGUCUUCAAAUUUGGUGUGCCGCUUUCUCCUUGCAAUGGCCAUCCCUAUCAGAAGUGUGUUUCUGCACCCUUGGUCUCUUCAAAAUCAUGCACAAAACAUUUGGGAAACGCUGAUGCAGCCGUUUAAUGUCUGGCCAUUGUAUUUACUCUCCGGCUUCAAAAUGAUUCGCUGGCAUUGUGGUGUAUAAUUUUCAACCGAAAGGGUCAAAAACCGAACAGUCUUCCCUGUAUGAAUGAUGUUCUCGUACAUGGUUACUUUCUCGUUUGGUCCAAAAUGGGUGAUUUAUGAAGAAAAGUUCCCUGGUUGGAUGAUGUAUUGAUACUAGUGUUGUAGCAAAAUAGUCAUUUCCAUGUAAAGCAUGAAACAAUAAAGAUGCAAUCAAUCAAUUCAAUGGUUCAUUAUUGCCAAAA
Molecule: messenger RNA, 1515 nt
Organism: Gossypium arboreum
Lineage: Eukaryota; Viridiplantae; Streptophyta; Magnoliopsida; Malvales; Malvaceae
Product: receptor homology region, transmembrane domain- and RING domain-containing protein 1
Exons: 6
Coding region: 214-1074 (286 amino acids)
Source: RefSeq, a predicted model, not a curated record